This is a messenger RNA of Trypanosoma theileri, 327 nucleotides long. RefSeq lists its product as uncharacterized. The annotation marks the transcript as partial. The transcript has a single exon. Lineage: Eukaryota; Euglenozoa; Kinetoplastea; Trypanosomatida; Trypanosomatidae. The record is from RefSeq and is a predicted model, not a curated record.
GGAAAAUAUUCUUCGCCCCUACGGAAUGACAGCUCACUCCAUAAAGAGAGGAGCUUUGGCCCACGCCGCGGCAGCAGUGGUCGAACACGAUCUCGACCCACGACUGCUAACUCAGCUGGUGAAACAUGCAGAUCCCAUGGAACCCCCACGCAGCACGGUACGAUAUCUGGGCCAUUGGGCCGCAACAAUAAACAAGUCCGCACACUUGACAUCAUUGAUGUAAAUAAUUUGGGAAAAUGGGCAACAGCCAGCUGGACAUUGCCAGAACCUCUAACACAAGGUUUGUGUGCACCAUUUAAGGGGCACAAUAUAAUUCACCGAUCCCAC